AUGGAGAGCCCGCUCGUCUCUCCCACAAAGGCACGUCAGGCCGCCAUCCAGGCGAAGGACUGGGCCUAUGUGAACUCCUGGCUGAGUCGCCAAUAUGGCCCCAAUACAGUCCCAAAUUUUGAACGAAAUGAAGACACCCUACGGACCUUACUGGCAUUAGCUGCAGCCAACGAUGCAGCCGACGAAGAGGCGACGUUGAUCCAUCAUGCACGCGAACAAGGAGUUCAGGGGUAUAAGCGCCGAGAAGGUACCGAAGAUAAACAGAAGCGCGAAAUCCUGGACGAGGUAGAGCUAUGUCUUGAUGGGAAAGGAGCACAAGAUCUGGAUGACUUGGCGGAAACAACCGCCGUUCUAGGGGCCCUAGGCACUGAGACUACAGACCUAGGCCAAUCGAUUAUCGAGCUGACCAAGGAGGAGUUCGGGGUUCAGCAACAGAUGUUCAAGGUAGAAACGAUACAUAAUUACUUGGAGAGAGAGCUUGCAACCCUACAAAACCAUCUCGAGGAGCUGAACUCUGACAAAGCAUACGAGAUAGCCGCUGAUCUCCCGGCGCUCACGGCGGAGUGGUCUAGGGGGACGAAAACGCUGACCGCAAAGGUCGGCGAAUACCACGACCGGAUCGCCUCUUUGGAGAGGACUAAACACAAGGGGCCUACGUUGGAUGAGUUAGAAGCUGAAGAGGCAGAUGUCACGAGGUUCAUGGAAACAGUUCAGGCAUUGGAAAACAGAGUCCACAUGUUCCAUGAUCUUCCUAAAGACAUCCCGGGGGCGAGGGCAAAGUACAAGGAAUUGGAGCAAGAGCUUGACAAGCUCACCCAGCGGCGCGACUCGAUGUUUGAAAAUCUAGUGGAUAAGAGGUGA
This is a messenger RNA of Aspergillus tanneri, 861 nucleotides long. RefSeq lists its product as uncharacterized. Lineage: Eukaryota; Fungi; Ascomycota; Eurotiomycetes; Eurotiales; Aspergillaceae. The transcript has a single exon. Gene Ontology annotation, biological process: spindle assembly. The coding region runs from base 1 to 861 and encodes 286 amino acids. The record is from RefSeq and is a predicted model, not a curated record. Gene Ontology annotation, cellular component: HAUS complex; cytosol.